Molecule: messenger RNA, 2630 nt
Organism: Electrophorus electricus (electric eel)
Lineage: Eukaryota; Metazoa; Chordata; Actinopteri; Gymnotiformes; Gymnotidae
Gene: lrrc34
Product: leucine rich repeat containing 34
Molecular function (GO): protein binding
Source: RefSeq, a predicted model, not a curated record
GAUGAUGUAGCUAGCGAGUUAGGAAUGUCAACAUGGGAAGUUUGGAAGGACUUUAUGUGUGUCUUUGCGCUGACCUUAAUCUCUCUGCAAAUGCAUAUAUUUUACAAGCGCUGCAACAGACAGACAAUCGCAGUGAUAUUUCCCGUGAUAUUUCCCUGAAGUUGGCAGGAAACGAUCAUUUGAAGCAAGUGUUCACACUAACCGAUAAUGAUCUACUUGUCUUGUCGAAAUUGCUUCGUAAUAAUUCAACUGUUAAAGCUCUAGAUGUAAGAUACAACAGGAUCUCAGAUAAAGGAGCUGUGCACAUUGCAGAUCUCCUGCAGGAUAAUGUGGCUCUUCAUUCGAUUGAUCUUAUGUGCAACAACAUUGGAGUUGAGGGUGCAGAGAGAAUUGCAAAAAGUUUACAUCAAAACGCGACUUUGAAGAGGCUGAGAAUGACUGGCAAUAAAAUCGAGAAUAAAGGUGGCAUGCACUUUGCUAGCAUGCUGCAAAUCAACAACACAUUAGCAGAACUGGACUUGUCUGACUGUGACCUGGGCACACAGAGUGUGAUUGCGUUUUCCAUCGUCCUAAACAAUAACAGAAGUAUACGUUCUGUCAACGUCAGUCGACCUAUUCUCUUUAGUCUGCAGGAGGAGCCAACGGUCCAUAUGGCCCGCAUGUUGGUGGUUAAUCAGACUUUGAGGGAGCUCCAUAUGGGAAAGCAUGGCAUGACAGACUCUGGUGUUGAGAGACUAUGUGAAGCCUUGAUGCAAAACCACACCCUGCAUUACCUGGACCUCCGCUGUAACAGAAUAACAAGGGAUGGGGCAAAAUGCUUGGCAGAAGUCCUGAAACAAAAUGGCACAUUGGAAAUUCUGGAUUUGGCCUCCAAUCGGAUUGAGGAUGAGGGUGCUGUCUAUCUGAGUGAAGCCAUCGCACAGCCACACAGCAAACUGAGAGCAUUGGCCAUCCCGAGCAACAGCAUUGCCACAGUCGGUCUGGUGUCCCUCACCAAAGCUAUGAAUGUGAACCCAUGCCUGACACACAUUUAUAUUUGGGGCAACAGACUUGAGGAGCCAGUGUGUAUGGCAUUCUCCCAUCUUAUUGCCAGCAGACGUCUGCUGAAGGAGCACACUGACGUCUUUCCCUAUGAGGCGGAUGGUCGGUUUUACUUAGCAGAGGUGUUCCAUGGUCUCCGGCAGCAUUACUACUGGACGCCAAGCUCCGGGGACAGGGACCCAGCCUGCAACGCAGCCCUGGCCUUGAAAACAUUACACAGCCCUCAUCUUCAGCCGUCAUGAUCCUGGCACUCUGCCGUUGGUUUUAUCAAACUGAUUUUCGCCCCAUGCCUUUGCAGCUUUUGCAAUGAACUGUGGAGCAAUGGGCAGUUAAAUGAUGUAAAUUACAUGUUGUGAGAUUGAAGUUUGUGUCAUAUUAGCAACACUUGUUAACUAGAAGGAAAUGAAGCUAGCUGCUGGGUAGAUGGGAAGAGAUAGCUAUAAAGGCACAGGAACAGUGUAUGUGGAUGUUGAUUAAGUGAAUAUAUUUAGAUGUGAGAAAAAGGCACAACUGAAGAGCAUGGUGAGAUUAUGAUAUUGAGUAGGUGCAUUUUGUGUUAAGAAAAUGUAGAACUAGUUUUCUACCAUAUCUAAAGUUUCUUCAUAGAAAUUGAACUAUGAAGUUCAACUUCAUAGUGAUGUUGAAGACUAGUAAGUUAUUAGAGCCAAGCUAAACGUAUUUACGCAUUAAUGCUUCUAUUCUAACCCUUUUUCUUUGCUGAAUCCUCAUAGCUGGUGUGGCAGGUACAGGCCAGAUUACCACCCCUCAAAACCCUGGAGCAAGAAUUACAGCUGCAGUAAGAGAGUUUACAGCUCUUAUUAACCUGCCAAACUCCAGCAGAGGAGUCCAUCCAUUAUCUUAAAUCCAAAGCCCCUCCCUCCAAAGACAGGCAUUUACACUCCUAUGUGGUGAGUGCAAACACUUAAUAUUGACAAACAGGGAUGGCUGCCUGCCUUGAGAGAAGGAGGUUUAAUGCUGCAAAAAAAAAUGAUAGAAUUUUUAGUUGCUGAUUACAGAUUCCUUAAAUUUUUCCUCAGGACAACUUUUUUAGUAGCUGUGAGGAUGUAAAAACAAAAAUGAACUGCUUUAAUGAAGAAAAUGAUACAAAUAAAGGAUGACAACACAGUGCAAAAAAUAAAUGGAUUAUUCAUGGUCAAAGUAAAGGUAUAAAUGAUACAUUUGAGUGGUACAGAUAUCCUUCAUUUAGUGCUCCAGUUUGUGACACAAUAAACAAAUGGGCAAAACACCCCCCAAAUAAUACCAUUUGCUUUCAAAUUCCCCCAAAUAACACAAUUUUUGGGGGGAAGUGAGCACAAUGUCUGAGGGUUAUGCCUAGAUCAACAAAAAUUAUUCCUCUUGAUCAACAUUCUUAAAUGGAACCUUAAAAAUAUUGGUUGAAAUGGAAUGGAUGCAAACAUUUAAACUCGAAAGACACUUUUACCUCACAAAAGGCUGUUUCAGUACCAUGUCAGCAGUGUGAUGAUAAGGGUAUUAAAAGAUUAUGGCACAAAAAUUCAGAUGGUAGAAAAAAACACUGGUGUAGACAGCUACUCUUAAAUCAUAUACGCCGCUACCCACUAUAACAACAU